AUGGGGACCCGCCUUCACGAGCACGACGACCAUGCAGCAGAGCCUUCGUUGAGAGGGGAAGACCCGCCGCCGCUGCAUUCGGCCGCCGUCGCCACUACAGGUACGCUUGACGACGACGACCGCGGCGGUGGCGGUGGCGGCGGAGAGGGGAAGGAGGAGGAGGAGGAGGAGGAGGAGGAAGUGGCAGAGGUGGAAGCAGCGGAGGACCAUAACCAGCAUUCACCUGCAGCCAAGCGGCAAAGGCAACCCGGCGCAGAUUCUCAGCCAAAAAGCUCAUCGGAUGUCACUGAUGCACCCCCAUUCUGGACGACGAAUCGCCACCGGAGGACAGCCAGCUCGGUGAGCUCUCAUUCUCUCCAACAACAACAACCGACAAGACCCGCCGCCAUCAUCCUCGAAGACCACUCGAAGGAUGAUGACGAGCAGGCCUUGUCCUGCUGGGCACAGUCUGUGACUAUUGAUGACUACUCUGUCGUGUCUGGCCCAAGCGGGAUCGGCGCUUACGUGGUUUGGCAUCUCACUGUGAGUACCCUUCAGGGUGGCGAUAUGCCGCUCAAUAAACGAUAUUCCGAAUUCGAUCGUCUCCGAAAACACCUCGUCACCGCAUUCCCCCAUGCCGAUGCCAUGAUUCCCGAUUUACCUCGCAAGAGCGUCGUUUCUCGCUUUCGUCCCAAAUUUCUCGAACAUCGUAAAACUGGCCUGGCGCAUUUCAUGAAUUGUAUUAUGCUCAAUCCGGAAUUCGCGAGCUCGCCUAUUGUUAAAGAUUUUAUAUUCAAUUAG
Molecule: messenger RNA, 780 nt
Organism: Sphaerulina musiva SO2202
Lineage: Eukaryota; Fungi; Ascomycota; Dothideomycetes; Mycosphaerellales; Mycosphaerellaceae
Product: Phox-like protein
Exons: 3
Coding region: 1-780 (259 amino acids)
Cellular component (GO): endosome
Molecular function (GO): phosphatidylinositol-3-phosphate binding
Source: RefSeq, a predicted model, not a curated record